Messenger RNA from Seminavis robusta, 1012 nucleotides. Lineage: Eukaryota; Bacillariophyta; Bacillariophyceae; Naviculales; Naviculaceae. The record is from the annotation of a GenBank genome assembly.
CUUAUGGGUCCGCUUGCUUAACAGUUGGUUAGCUGUUCGCGUUGCUUUCGGAUUGCUUCUGAGCAACAAAACUCGAUCCGAUCAGACCCUCCAAUCUUCUCACAAAUUCUACAGGUGCAAUCUGAAAAGCAGGAACCACAAGCAUUUAGCUUGCUCAACACUCAAUCAAGAUGCCUCUCUCCAACACUCCCGCCAUCCUUCCAGAAGAGUUUGUUCCUGAUGAGCACACCAUCAUCAUUGGCCGUGGCCGAUUGGUAAAGCAGCACAGUGCCAACAGGAAGUUCGAUAAGAUGGUGGAAGCAAUUGCUCAAGAAUAUGCCGCCACUCCCUCCAAAGCCGAAAAGGGUCUCAUGCUGACACAUCUUAUCAACGAAAUCCAUGAGGCUGCUCCCCUGGCUGGAUUCGUCCGCAAGGAUCCGACCACCAACCAGUGGACUUUGGUUGAGGAAAGUAUUGCCCGUCAAACGGCUGCUCAAGCCAUCCGCAAUGUGCUCAGUCACUCUUACAGGUCUUCCAAGCAAUCCAAGUCCAAGAGACGAUUCCAGCAAAUCGCUGCUGAAAAGCAACUGGAAGCUCCGACGCAACCACUUUUCUUGGCGCCAAAGAUUUCCCCCGUUUUCACAAUGAGUCUUCCUCCGCGCUGUGUGUCUCCCUCCGAAAACAGCUGCUCCAGUCUAGACUCUUCCGGUCGAAGUGCUUGCUCCCGAUGUGGCGCACAUACCAUGCCAGAGGAAACCUUGUCUCUUCUGGUGACUGCUUUUGGACAGGAUCUCACUGAGGACCCCUUUGAACCCCGUCCCAUCCUCGCCCUUCCUAAUGGCUUUGAGCCCAUUCCCUUCGCCAUGUAAAGUGCUACCGUACGCCCAAUCUCUUAAUGCCUUUUCCAUAUUCCUGCCAAUACCAAUACCAAUACCAAUACCGACUAUCCGCUCUGAACAACCAAAUCUGAUCAAACACAAUACACUUUUUGACUGUACAUCAUAAGCAUUCUAUAAGAAACAUUACUAUGCCA